AUGCAGAAAAUAUUUAGUUUGCGUGCAUCCAGACUGUGCAUUAAAUGUUGUUUUUCUCCCUUCAUCCCCUCCCUCUUGUCUCUCCUCCCUCUCCGUCUUUCUCUCUCCCUCUCCUCUUUCCAUAGUGGUGAUGAUGACUCUGUAGAGAGCCAGUCAGAACAGGGUCAAAGUCAGGUUGCUCCAGGUUCUGAUGCUGAUGUCCAGACGUCUCUCAGCCCAGAAGACCCAGACCAGGGCCUACCAGAGCUGGACCAGGGGGGAAACACAUCCCACAGGCACCAAGACACACACCAAGACCAGCAGGCAGUGGAUGCCAGUGGUAAGGAGACGGACCCCUCAGUGCCCAGUAAGGAGGACAUCCCAACCUUCGACGAGUGGAAGAAACAAGUCAUGGAGGUGGAGAAGGAGAAGACUCUGUCCCUCCAUACCUCCUCCAGUGGCAUCCCCCCUGUGAAGAAGGUGCAGAAGAACUUCAAAAACAACUAUGCUUCUGUGGAGUGUGGAGCUAAGAUGCUGUCAGCUAAUACAGAGGCUAAGAGUACCUCAGCUAUCCUCAUGGAGAAUAUGGACCUGUACAUGCUGAACCCCUGCAGCAACAAGAUUUGGUUUGUAAUAGAGCUGUGUGAGCCCAUCCAGGUGAAACAGUUGGACAUCGCUAACUUUGAACUCUUCUCCUCCACGCCGAAAGACUUCCUGGUCUCCAUCAGUGACAGGUAUCCCACCAACAAGUGGGUGAAGUUGGGAACGUUCCACGCCCGUGAUGAGCGUACAGUCCAGAGCUUCCCAUUGGACGAACAGCUCUAUGCCAAAUAUGUCAAGGUGGAGCUCAUCUCCCACUUCGGAUCAGAACACUUCUGCCCCCUCAGCCUCAUCAGGGUGUUUGGUACCAGUAUGGUGGAGGAAUACGAAGAGAUCGCAGAUUCCCAGUACCCCUCAGAGAGGCUGGAAUACCUUGAUGAGGAUUAUGACUACCCACCUGGCUACCUCCACUCUGAGGAUAAGGGUUCUAAAAAUCUGCUGGGCUCUGCCACAAAUGCCAUUCUCAACAUGGUCAACAACAUAGCAGCCAACGUUCUGGGAGGCAAGCCUGAGGAUGGAGGAGCACAGCUGGAACCCAACGCAUCAUCAGAAGCCCAGAACCAAACCGAGGGGAAUAAGGAGGUGCUGCUCACACCAACCCCUACCAUCACCACACCUCCUCCAGCAGUGGAGCCAGACCACAGCGCUCCUCAGGAGGACCCUGAUCUCGCCCGCUCCUCCCCGGACUCCCCCCUUUCUUCCCCCUCCCCGGAGGAUGGACAGAUCGUGACUCUGGUGGUGGAGGAAGAGGAGCCCCCACAGUCCACUGUGACUCUGAUGGAGGAAGAGGGGGAUGAUGAUGAUGAGGAGGAGGAGGAGAGAGAGGAACAGUGGAUGAGGGAGAGCCAGCUGUACUGUCCUCUCUCCUCCGUGUCUUCCCUCUCUUCUAUCUCCUGUGUGGCCACGCUGCCGGAGCUGCUAUGGCGCUGGUGUGACGCUUGCCUCGCCAGAGAGAGACAGCGCGGUCUCCGCAAGAGGCAGCAAGACACGUACACACGCACCCCCAUAGACACUCCCUUACCCACACACACCGCCAUUCAGGACCCUGUCCCCGCCGCCACACACACCCAGGAAGCCCCAACACACACAGAGCCGGUCCCUGAUCCUGAGACGGCCCCCCGGGCCCAAAACGAGGUUUUAUCUCCUACAGACUCACACAAUCACACAGACACACACCCCGUGGACCACAUCAUUGUUCUGGAGCCUAGCCGGACCUCUACCCUGCCCCCCCACAGUUUCUCUCACACCUCCCUCUCCAAACCCACCCCUACCCAGGACGAAGCUCCCCGGCCCCCCAGCCAAGACGACCCCGUCCCCCCUCCAGCCCUGCAGGGAGCCCCUGUCCCAGAGGCCCAGCAGGCCAGCACCCCCAACCCUUCCCCCAGUCCCAUUACCCCCCUCCACCCCCCAACUUCUGAGACAGCUUCUCUGGACCUCCCUCCACUCUCCCUGAAGGAGCAGCCAGUCCAGCCCCUCCCCACUGCCUCCAGACCUGCAGACAUCCCCCCUCCCACUGAACUCCCUGUGCCCCUCCAGCCCGACACACACGCAGAGCCACACACACUCAGGGCUGGGGUAGAAAGUGGAGACCACAAGGGCCAAGGGGAGCAGGGCGACUCCCCCCCUCCCCAGCCAGCAGAGCACCCACUUAGGGAAGAGUCCAUGGAGGACCUGCUACUUAGCGUCCCGGUUACUGCUAAUGGACAUUUACACCGGACAGCUACGGACUUCUAUGCUGAGCUGCAGAGCACAGGGGAGUAUAUUGGAGGGAAUGGAGGCAUGAACGGAGGAGUGAACGUGCACGGCUCCAGUCAAAAGGAGAGUGUGUUCAUGAGGUUGAACAACAGGAUCAAAGCCCUGGAGAUGAACAUGUCCCUCAGCAGCAGAUAUCUGGAGGAACUCAGCCAGAGGUAUCGUAAGCAGAUGGAGGAGAUGCAGAGGGCCUUCAACAAGACCAUCAUCAAGCUACAGAACACCUCCCGCAUCGCUGGAGAACAGGACCAGAGGCAGACAGAGUCAAUCCAGAUGUUACAGGGCCAGCUGGAGAACGUCACCAAGCUGAUGAUCAACCUCACCAUGACUGUCUCACAGUUACAGAAAGAGGUGUCAGACCGACAGAGUUACCUGGUGGUGUCUCUAGUCCUGUGUGUCUGUCUGGGCCUGGUGUUCUGCCUGCACUGCUGCCGGAGCACCAACACACAAACCACCACACACACCGCAGUCAACCACUACCCCAGCCCCAAGAGGUGUUUCUCCUCCUAUGAGGAUAUGAGUCUGAAGCGGAGGGUAUCGUGUCCUCUCGUACGCUCCAAGUCCUUCACCUUUCCUACUUCAGAAGUAGGCCCCGACGACCUAUACAUUGUUGAACCUUUAAGGUUCUCACCAGAGAAAAAGAAUAAACGAUGUAAACUGAAGGCAGCAUUAUCAGCUCCCUCUUCCCCAGUGGCUGACGGGGCACUCAAAUGCAACGGCCUCCCCCACUCCGUGACUCCCCCUCCCCCACUACCUCCUCCAAUUUUAGAAGACAUCUCCUGUAAGGAGCUCCACUUCCCCUCAGAGAGCAGCAGCGGUAGCUCCUCCCCCCACUCUGAGGAGUCCUACAUCAGCCGUGGCCCGCCCCUCUCCUCCCCCCCGUGCAUGUUUAACGGCCAUGCUGCCCUCCCCGUCCCACUCUGCCUCCCCUCCCUCCCUCCCUCUAAGAAGAGGUCAGCGAAGCGUCAGAGGUCUCGUCAAGUGGAGCUGCAGUUAUCCUCCAGACAGACAGGGGGGGCUAUGAACUCUCUGCCCAGCCUGCAGCAGCUGAUCAAGGGAAACAAGGAGAUCAGCGUGGGGACUAUAGGCCCCACGGCCGUCACAGGGCAUGUCUAAUCACAAACGCACACUUCAGACUGACUCAUAGACACACACACACACGCACCCUGGUAGCAGACUUGGUUAGGGAGGUGUGAAGGGGUGUGGUCUCGCCCCAAAAUGGCCACAUCUCUGAACCACUUCUCCCAUGAGCACCCUGGCCCACAGUGGAACUCGGAAACCAUGACAUUAGUUGCCCAUCAACAGCCACCCUCCCCACAAAUCAGAGACCAUUUAACGGUCAUGUGCCUUUACUGUCCAUUCGAAAGCUUUCACCAAUGGAAAAAAUAAUAAAUUCAAAAGUAUUGUUCUUUUUCUUUUCGGAGAGAAAAACUGUAAUGCUUUGGAGUGUUAUAAGAAAACAGACAUUCAAACAUGGGUGACCUGUUCCUACUGGACAAGCACAUUGCUCCAUAAGACCUAGGCGUCAGGGGCUUGUACUACAGCCCUGUGCCCAGAGAGGAGAAGGGCUGGCUGGGUAGAGCUUCUACCGGAGCCCCCUGCCUCUCCUGGGGCCUGUGAAAGUAGAGUAUGAAGCUGUAAGUAUGAAAUGUGUCGCAAUGAGAGAACUGUGCAGCAGGACUAGUUACUUCUCUAACCCAUCCCCCCCUCCUUUCUCCUGUCCUCCAUUUCCACAUUCUGUUCAUUCUCUGUGUAUUGUUCAGAGCUAGCUAACACUACUGCAGUUGUUGUUCAUAUGGGACUGGGGUGUUAACCUUUCACACAACACAGGCCCUCUGUCUCGCCCUCUCAUGCAGUCUAACCUAACACAACCAGCAGAGCUGAAUGAAGAUGCACUGUGUGUGUGUGUGUGUGUGUGUGUGUGUGUGUGUGUGUGUGUGUGUGUGUGUGUGUGUGUGUGUGUGUGUGUGUGUUCAUGUCUCUGUGUCUCUAGCGGCUAGCCAUGUUUAUCCAGCUGUGAUACUAAGGAAGAAGCUCUAACUAUUGAACUAGUUUACAUAGCAGCUUGUCUCUCCAGUAAGACCUCUGAAAGUUGUAUGGGCUGGGCCCAAAAUACACACACACACACACACACACACACACACACACACACACACAAAGCCAGCUAAGAGAAAAGGGAUUUUGUACUGGUAAAAAACGGAAAAUUAGGAUGAAGUAUAUUCAAGAGUCAGUAAUUUGGGUAGAUUUUUGGGCACAUUUUCAACACAUCUCUGCAUACAUUUUAAAGAUCAGAUAUAACUGGUAUACUUGGGCCAUUCUAUUGUAUUCUACAGACCCCCUCAAACAUUUUAAGCCAUCCAUUAUGUACCUAUUAUUUAUGGAGAUAUGGCCAUGUAACUCCUGUCCAAUAUGGCUCCAUGGGGCUGGUUGGUGGCCAUUUUGGAAAUGCUGCCAGGGUGGUAAUACAAAACAUCUGUGAUGGCAUUAUAGCUAAAAAAAAACACUUCUUUGGACUUGUUCUAGCUGUGUGCGAAAUGUGGUGCUUUUAUCACAAAAUCAACAAUUCCCCUCAAAUUUGAGGCUUAGCUGCUGGACUUUUUAUAGGCUGGUUGUUUUUGCACAUUGUGGCAGGUAGUCUCUGCAGCCAGAACCCAGUCAGUUAGUUGGGUUGUGUUUUUAUAUUGAGCUGUAUAUGAGCCAUGCUGAGAACUGAGUGUUGUGUGAUAUUCUAGUUGUUGUUGGGAACAGUUCAGUCUGAAGAUGUCACAGCCCACACCCUCACUCUGUGGGUAGAAGUUGCCUUUAGUUACUGAUCUAAGAUCAGCUUUCCCUCCCCCAAUUCCUCAUGUUCACCAUUUGAAUCAACAAUGCAAUACUGAUCUUAGAACAGUGUCUAGGGGUAACUUCACUUUGAGAGCAGAUCCCCUGAGGUCCUAUUGAGGACUCUGUGAGGCCAGUUUUAUUUAUCUAUUUAUGUCCUGGCCUCACAGCAACCCCCACAUACUGUAGCCCAGGGGCACACACACGGUACAGACAAUAAUAAUGGUUGCAAUUAAAACGCAUAUACACACACACAAAGGUACAUGUACAUCAGAGGAGGCUGGUGGGAGGAGCUAUAGGAAGACUGGCUCGUUGUAAUGGCAAAAAAAAACAU
Messenger RNA from Salvelinus namaycush (lake trout), 5485 nucleotides. Its product is annotated as SUN domain-containing ossification factor-like. Gene Ontology annotation, biological process: regulation of bone remodeling; protein folding in endoplasmic reticulum. The transcript has 19 exons. Bases 1 to 3447 code for a protein of 1148 amino acids. Lineage: Eukaryota; Metazoa; Chordata; Actinopteri; Salmoniformes; Salmonidae. The record is from RefSeq and is a predicted model, not a curated record. Gene Ontology annotation, cellular component: membrane; cytoplasm.